Molecule: messenger RNA, 282 nt
Organism: Phytophthora sojae
Lineage: Eukaryota; Oomycota; Peronosporomycetes; Peronosporales; Peronosporaceae
Exons: 2
Molecular function (GO): nucleic acid binding
Source: RefSeq, a predicted model, not a curated record
GAGAACAUUCUAUUACUGUGGGAUGACUUCAGUGGUCAUUGGACCACUGAAGUCAAGGAGUACGCGGCGUCGAUAAACGUGGUUCUGCUAAAGGUACCUCCGCGGUACACGUAUGUGCGCCAGCCAGCAGACACAUCGUGGAAUAAGCCACUCAAGGCUGGUCUGCGAGCGCUGUGGAUUGAGCGGUUGCGGAGUCAGCUUGUCGAACGGCUCCGGGCUGAGUAUGCGGAAGACCCUUUCAAACUGAAGCCACCAAGCCGCAUUGACAUUGCUGAAUGGGUU